AUGGUACCCAUGCUUCCAGCAGAUCCGGUAGUGAUCUACCCAAAGGAAGGUAUAUUCUUAAAGCAUGGCCGCGAUGUUAUGCCAGCGCCUGACUUUGUGACAUUGGUGUGUCACAUGAGUCCGUACAGACCGCACAACUUGCGCAAGGACUUUUGGGAGAAACUGGAAGCGGAACGUCCCGUCGACGAGAGGUUAGCUGCGGCGGCAGUAAAACGUGAGGAUGAGGUUGUCUCCUGUAUGGUGCAGGAGGACACAGUGGGUGCUGUGACUCAUCCGAGUGGUAUGAGAGUUAGGUGUGGGCUCCCUGCAAAGGAAGCAAGGGUAGAGACCACAUCCAUCUCUGCGGAUCCCAGCGGGGUGUUGGACCAGUCAGUACGAAAGGCGGAAGCCCAGCUGGGAGACGAUGACAAGUCUCAGGCUGGGGGGUCGUUAAGAAAUAUGUACACACGCAGUCAAAGUGCGAAGUCCCCGAAGCUCACUAGGAGACAGAAGGAUUCGGCCAAGAUUAUGGAAUGGACAGGGGUACGAUCUGUCCCAUAG
Messenger RNA from Sphaeroforma arctica JP610, 540 nucleotides. RefSeq lists its product as hypothetical. The transcript has 2 exons. The record is from RefSeq and is a predicted model, not a curated record. Bases 1 to 540 code for a protein of 179 amino acids. NCBI's taxonomy places the organism in Eukaryota, Ichthyosporea, Ichthyophonida.